AUGUAAUGAUAAAUUGGGAGUAAUAUAGAGUUUAGAAAAGGAGUUAAGUACAGAGUGUAUAUAGGGAAGGGAAAAAGAAGCUCAAGAGUUGCGAGUCAUCCAAUUUCAUUUUGGUCGCUUACGCUCACGCAGUGUUUCUCUCUUCUUCGAUUCGAUCUUCCACUCCCAAUGGCAACCCCUAUCGACAACAACCCACCACAGGAAAACCCUAACAAAACCCUAGACCCCACCGACCCUAAACCCGACCCUCUGGCAGAUCCAAUCCCCACCGUCAACGACGCCGACGCCGCCGACUCCAAGACCAUUCCCUCUGAUGCCGGCAACGACGCUCCUCUUUCCGAUGUUCAAAAGAAGAUGCGCCGCGCCGAGCGAUUCGGCAUUUCUGUUCAGUUGUCCGAGAAAGAGAAGCGUAAUUCACGAGCUGAAAGGUUUGGCACUGGGUCCGCAUCUCAGGGAUCAGAGUCAUCAAAAUCGGAGGAGCUAAAGAGAAAGGCUAGGGCUGAGAGGUUUGGGAUGCCUAGUCCAUCUACAGCUUCAGAUGAGGAAGCAAAGAAGAAGGCUCGGCUUGCUAGGUUUGCACCCGUUUCCAAAACCGAUCCUUUAGAAGAAGAUAAAAGGAAAGCAAGAGCUCUCAGGUUUUCUAAUCCAUCACCAACUUCUCUAUCUCAAGUCAAUGGCGAGGGAAAGCUUGAGCCGGUAAGACCCUUCAGAAUUUGGUCAUUUGGUCACUUUAUAAUCCAUCAUCAUAGUUUUGUGUUGACUGUUCUGUUUCAAACAAGAAGGCAGCUAUUGCAGGCAAAGCUGGAGGAGGGACCUGAAUGACAGCUGCAUCUUUAGCUGUAGGAAAGUUUUUUUUUAGUUUUUAGCAGUUCAAGAUUUGCAGAGUGGCCUCCAUACCGAUUCUACUUUUCGUCAUAUUAAUCUCCAGAUGCAUCUAUAUUUCAUGGUUUACUGUUCCCUUGCUCUCAAUGAUGGAAAAGAUUCAACUGGUCUGAAGAAGCUUGCUUUUAUUUUUCUAUUGUUGGCUUAAUAGGUGACACCUUUGGGGUAAUUAACGGCCAUCUUCAUAGGGUACUUACCUUAAAAGCAAAGAUUUGAAUUUUGGAAUCUACAGCCUAAAAAAGAACAAUGAACUAAGGUAUGCUGGAACAAUGGUUUUUAUCAAUUUCUUUCAUCCUUAUCACUGCAAUUCACCAACACACUGUCUCUAAUCUACUGCUUUGGAAAUGCCCUUAUCAUUGUGCUAAAAGGUAAUAUCAAUUUGGUUUUGUUGAUCCAACAUCUUGCUGAUCCAGAAUCUGUUAAUGUUAGGAUAGGUUUUGUUGCAUAAUUUGUCUUUGAGGAGUGAUGAUUAAAUGAGGAAAUAGGCGUUCAAAUAGAAUAGCUGCAUAUAGAAUGAACUUGUUUCUGCUUAAUGCUUAACAAUUUUUGGGCUGGGGGGGGGGGGGUUGGAGGUAGAACUAGCAUCAUUUCGUUGUCAUCAAUAUCAAUUAUGUUGGUUCACUUUUCUAUUUUGCUUUUCCAAUGGUUAUACAUCUAAAUUCUCAUUGAUAUGGUGUGGGUUUGAGAUGCUAUAGAUCUAAUUUCUCAUUUCAUAACCUACGUUUAACCUCAUUGCCACUUUCAGAGUUCUAUCGUGUUUAGGUUUUAUUUUAAAGUAGAUAUUAAAGCACAUCGCAUGGAUGAGAAGCAUGUUUCUUGAAAACUGAAUCAAUAGACUGCGUUUUGGUGCUUUUUGAAAUGUAUCACGUUUAGUGUAUUGCUGUUGCACGACUUUACUGGAUCAGCAAGGAUGUUGAAGCUCAAGUUCCUGGUACUAUCUUUUGGCACUGAUGAAAUAUUAUGGGUGAAUAAUGGUAAGCUGAAUGUUUCAAAUGAAAAGUCAAGUGGUGUGGCUGAAUUCUGUAAAUGUUUUCAAGUCGGAUUUAAAACUCGGUUUAUUUCCAAGGCUGUAGCUUCCAAUUUUUAUUAUCUUUGCUGUCGCCUUAAGAUAAGUGAACCCUUUGAAGAUGUUUGGCAGUUUACUUAGUUGCCAAAAUUUAGGAUUGUACAUUUGUAGGACUGGAUGUGGAGGGCGAACUCUGUACUUCUUUGCUUUAUUAUCUUGUAAUUUAUUUUUUUGCUUCUGUUUGGACCAAAGUUUGUAGAAUGUGGAUAUAUUCUGUUUCUCGGGUUAAAAUAUUUUGCCUAGCUAGUUUUAUGCAAGGACUUCAUGCGAUUCA
Molecule: messenger RNA, 2222 nt
Organism: Abrus precatorius (Indian licorice)
Lineage: Eukaryota; Viridiplantae; Streptophyta; Magnoliopsida; Fabales; Fabaceae
Product: protein MODIFIER OF SNC1 11
Exons: 5
Coding region: 169-822 (217 amino acids)
Biological process (GO): poly(A)+ mRNA export from nucleus
Cellular component (GO): nucleus
Source: RefSeq, a predicted model, not a curated record